Molecule: messenger RNA, 864 nt
Organism: Plasmodium gallinaceum
Lineage: Eukaryota; Apicomplexa; Aconoidasida; Haemosporida; Plasmodiidae
Product: GTPase, putative
Exons: 5
Coding region: 1-864 (287 amino acids)
Molecular function (GO): GTP binding
Source: RefSeq, a predicted model, not a curated record
AUGCGAAAUAAGAGAAUUAUAUGCUUCAAGUAUUUUUUAACGUUUUGUUUUAAUCUUAUGUUUAUCAAAUGUUUUAUUCCCAAAACAACUAACAGUGUUAUGAAAUACCAAAAAAUUGUACUAUAUGCAGAUACAAAUAAAAAAGAAGACUUAGAAUAUAAACUCUUUAAAAAUAUAAGUUUUAAUAAAAUUAAGACUAAUUUAAAAAAUCUUCUAGUGGUAAAUAAAAAAUUUACCCUAUCAGAUAUUAAGCAUGUUUCUUUUUUAGGUAAAUUUCAUAAUUAUGAAAAAAUAGAAAAUUAUGGAGUUAAUGAAAUAUGCAUAUUAGGUAGGAGCAAUGUAGGAAAAUCGACUUUUCUAAGAAAUUUUAUAAAAUAUUUAAUUAAUACAAAUGAAAAUAAAUUUAUUAAAGUAUCAAAAAAUAGUGGUUGUACAAGAUCAAUAAAUUUAUAUGCAUUUGAGAAUAUGAAAAAAAAGAAGUUAUUUAUUUUAACUGAUAUGCCUGGUUUAGGUUAUGCUGAAGGAAUAGGAAAAAGAAAAAUGGAAAUUUUAAGAAAUAACUUAGAUGAUUAUAUUUUUUUGAGAAAUCAAAUUUGCCUAUUUUUAAUUUUAAUUGAUAUGAGUGUUGAUAUACAAAAAAUUGAUAUAUCAUUAGUAAAAACUAUAAAAAAAACUAAUAUACCUUUUAGAGUUAUUUGUACAAAAAGUGAUAAGUAUAAUCAGAGCAUAAAUGAUAGACUUAAUGCAAUUAAAAAUUUUUAUAAACUUAAUAAACUUCCUAUUAAUAUAUCAAAAUUCUCAAAUUAUAAUUAUAUAAAUAUUUUCAAAGAAAUUCAAUAUCACUGUAAUUUAAAUAACAAAUGA